This is a messenger RNA of Salvia hispanica, 942 nucleotides long. The record is from RefSeq and is a predicted model, not a curated record. Lineage: Eukaryota; Viridiplantae; Streptophyta; Magnoliopsida; Lamiales; Lamiaceae.
AUGCAUAUUUCUGAUGAAACUAUUAUCUUCCUCUCUGCAGUCAAGGUCAUGCAUUCUCCACCUCGACCUGUGACUGUGAAGGACCAGCAGGAGUGGAACAUCCCACCUUGCAUAUCUAACUUGAAGAACCCUAAAGAUUAUACAAUUCCUCUCGACAAGUGGCUAGCUGCUGAUGGUUGUGGGCUGCGGGAGGUUCAGAUUAAUGAUAAUUUUGUCAAGCCUUCCGAGGCACUAUACGUUGCAGAACAAAAAGCUAGAGAUGUUGUUGUUGCAGUACAAUCGAUGGUUCAAAAUGAGAUGAUGAUGGCGGAGAAGGAGAAGAAACAUAUGGAACUACGGAUGUUGGCACAGAAGGCGAGAUCUGAGAGCACUGGUGUAGUAGCUUUAGCAGGUGGCAUAUCAAUUCCUUCCGAGACACUAUACGUUGCAGAACAAAAAGCUAGAGAGGCUGUUGUUGCAGUACAGUCAAAGGCUCAAAAGGAGAUGAUGAUGACGCGGAAGGAGAAGAAACAUAUGGAACUACUGAUGUUGGCACAUAAGGCAAGGUCUGAGAGAACUGGUCUAGUAGCUUUACCAAGUGGCAUAUCAAUUCCUUCCAAGAACGCUGCUAAUUAUGGUGAUACGAGUGUGGAAUAUGAAAGGGGUAGAGGUGAAAGAAUUGGAGAUGGCCCCAAGGAAACUAAAGAAGAGAAAGAGUUGAGAUUGCAAAGGGAAGCAAUUCCUGCGGAGCGGCGGAGAGAGAGAAAGGGGGAAAGAGGACUCAAGGCAGAAGAUGCUGGCAUAGGGAAGAACAAGGAAACAAAAGAAGAGAAAGAGGAAAGAUCGCGAAGAGAAAAAAUUCGUGGUGAGCGGCGGAGAGAGAGAGAGAGGGAAAGAAUACUUGAGGCAAACUAUGCUCGCAUAGGGAAGAACUGCAAAUUAUCUGCGAUAGAGAGACCGUGA